CAUCUCGGGUUGUGAAGCUUUGACAAGUGAGCUCAUUAGCAAAGUUAGCCAAAGUGACGCAGAAGCAAGAGGACGCGAGCCAGAGAGAGAGAGAGAGAGCAAUGGCGCACCACCAGCAGGGGCUGUACGGCCAGCCGGCCACCCGCGUCGACGAGUACGGCAACCCGAUCCCUGGCGGCCACGGCAGCAUUCAGGGUCAGGCCGGCGGGUACGGUGGCGCGGGCACCGGCAGCUACGACGCCGGGGGCUACGGUCAGCAGGCCGGGUAUGGCCCCACCGGAACCGGCACGCACGACAUUGGGGGCUACGGCGGCUCCGGUCACGCAGCUUACGGUGCUACCGGAACCGGCGUCCAUGAUGCCGGGGGCCCGGGAGGGUAUGGGGCCACAGGCACAGGACCUCAUGGUACUCAUGGAGUCACCGGAAUCCAUGACGCCAGGGGUGUAGGCAACGGUCACACCGGUGCGCACGGAGUCACGGCCACGGGGACCCAUGGUACCGGUUACGGUACGCACGGCGCCACCGGGGCGACCGGAGUGCACGACACCGGGGUCCUGGGCGGAGGCGCCCACACCGGCAUGCCCGGAGCCGCGGGAAUGGGGACCCAUGGCGCGGGUCACGGCGCCACAGGCGUCACCACCGGAACCCACGGCGCCGCAACCGGCGCGGCAUUCCCUCAUGCCGCUGAGCACAAGACGGGCGGCAUCCUUCGCCGCUCCAGCAGCUCCAGCUCUAGCUCGUCAUCUGAGGACGACGGCAUGGGCGGUCGUAGGAAGAAGGGCCUCAAGCAGAAGAUCAAGGAGAAAAUGCCCGGAGGCCACAAGGGCAACCAGGGCCAGGCGACGGCUCCCGGAGCAUACGGCGGGACGACUGGGUAUACUGGGCCGACCGGCACCGGCACCACCGGGGGGACGUACGCUCCGACGACCCAUGGGGCGCACGAGAAGAAGGGCGUGAUGGAGAAGAUCAAGGAGAAGCUUCCGGGCGGCCAUAAGGACCACGACCAGCAGCACACCACGGCGACCGGCGGUUACGCGCCUGGCCGCACGGGAACCACCGACACGUACGGGACGACGACCGAGGGGACACACGAGAAGAAGGGGUUCAUGGAGAAGGUCAAGGAGAAGCUUCCUGGUCAGCACUGAGCAGCUUCCAGCUUCCAUGCCGAAAGAAAGAUUGUGCCGUGCUAGGGACAGAAUAAAUUGACGAAGAAUAAAGCGGCAGCUCUGUGUGUGUUUGCACUGUAGUACUGGCUACCGUAAAGUGUGUGUGUUUGCAUUGUAGUGGCUACCGUAAAGUGUGUGUGUUUGCAUUGUACGUGUUUCCAGUAAGUGUUUAGUAUCUUGAUACUGUAUUCCAUCUUGUGAAAAAUAAAAUCGUAUCCUUCCUUUUAUUAUA
Molecule: messenger RNA, 1398 nt
Organism: Setaria italica (foxtail millet)
Lineage: Eukaryota; Viridiplantae; Streptophyta; Magnoliopsida; Poales; Poaceae
Product: dehydrin DHN4
Exons: 2
Coding region: 102-1145 (347 amino acids)
Biological process (GO): response to water
Source: RefSeq, a predicted model, not a curated record